CUCUCUCGCUUCCUGGUAAAAUGGCUCCGUGGCUGCUGGCCGGGGAGUUGGUUUUGUACGCGGCGUGUUUUAUCUGCGGGAUCAUCACGGCCGCUUCGGUAACCAUAACGCAGGGGGAGUUCGCCGGGCGCUGCAUGCUGUACGGGGCCGCCAGCUACAACGCGACCUCCACGGAGUUCUCCGUGUCCUCUUCCAGCAACGCCUCUCUCUGCUACUUCGUCUCUGCCAUCUCCGUCCUGAUCUCCAUCUACUGCUUCUCUGUGGUGCUGUACUGGAUCUACGCCAGCUGUGUCGAUGAGGUCCAACGGGGCUCCGUGUGGAUGUCAGUCUCUCUCGCCAUCGCUGCCACAUUCCUGUUUUUCCUGCUUGUCACCGGCUGCAUCCUGAACAUCGGACUAAGCAGUCUGUGUCAGUCCGUCACUAAGGCUGAUGCUGUAAAGAGUUGUCAGGCAGCUCAGUCCUUGAUGUGGAGUGAAUCUCACAAAUCAUCUCCGUUCUACACCAGCCUCCACAAUGCACAGGUCUCUGCCUGGGUGAAUUUCUUUUUCUGGGUCGUGGCUCUGGUUCUGCUGAUCAUCCAGAAGAAGCGAGGGACGCAGUUCACACAGCUGACCGGCACAGGGGACCCCGAGACUGACCCCAUCUUCCACAGACCCCAGUGAGGGAGAGAGGAGGGGGGGGGGCAUGUGAAAGGUUACAAGUGUUAGCAAAACGUUUCGAGCUUAUCGCAUUGUACCCACGUGUGAUGCGAGACCUCUAAUAUAUAGGAGUCUAAGAGUGUGUGACAGAUGUUGGAGAUCAAAGUCGAGCUAGUUUAUCAGGACGGACGGACAGACAGACAGACGUGAUUGUCGUGCGAGGGUCCCUCCCAAAUUUUUCGAGCAAACUUUUCACUGGAGCAAAACGCUUUGUAAACGUAACCUUGUGGCUGUUUUUGCCUUGCCUGUGCUUGCCAAUAAACACAGCAAUCUAACACGUGUCACUUCUACCAAAUUAAUGGAGCAGGCCACCUGUUUAUUAUUAUUUUUUUUUUAAA
This is a messenger RNA of Acipenser ruthenus (sterlet), 1036 nucleotides long. Its product is annotated as transmembrane protein 179B-like. The record is from RefSeq and is a predicted model, not a curated record. Lineage: Eukaryota; Metazoa; Chordata; Actinopteri; Acipenseriformes; Acipenseridae. The coding region runs from base 21 to 662 and encodes 213 amino acids. The transcript is spliced from 5 exons.